AUGUCCGGAACGUCAACGCCCUCUCGCAAACGCUCCAAGUGGGACGAGGACGACAGCGAAGGGACGGUAGCAACACCCCAACCAGUUCCAAAGCGAAGACACAAGCCGAAGACCGUUCGAGCUCCUGCAGCCUCACAAUCUCUUAGUCGCACCCAUUCACCAUCCCCAUCUCCAGUUCAGCAACCGAGCCCUCGCCACACUCACAGCGUCUUUGUCCCACCAAGGACUCAUCACCCUUCAAUUGUCCCUUCGCGAUCUGUCUACAGCUAUGAGCGCCUGAACUCCAUUGAAGAAGGGUCCUACGGCAUCGUUUUCCGUGCGAAGGACAAACAGACAGGGGACAUCGUCGCGCUCAAGAAGCUGAAGCUCGACGAGGAGAAGCACGGCUUUCCCAUCACCGCUCUGCGCGAGAUCAAUGCACUCGUCGCCUGCCGACACGAAAAUGUCGUGGGGAUUCGUGAAGUCGUCGUCGGCGACACCCUGACGCAGGUGUUCAUCGUGAUGGACUUCAUUGAGCACGACCUCAAAACACUGUUGACCCUCAUGCCGUCUCCGUUCCUCCAGUCCGAGAUCAAGACCCUCAUGCUGCAACUGCUCUCCGCCGUCGCUCACUGUCACUCUAAUUGGAUCCUUCAUCGAGAUCUCAAGACCAGCAACCUUCUCAUGAACAAUCGAGGGACGAUCAAAGUUGCUGACUUUGGGCUCGCCAGAAGAUACGGAGACCCCGUCGGUGUCGGCGGGCUGACCCAGCUCGUAGUUACUCUGUGGUACCGAGCUCCAGAAAUUCUCCUCGGCGCAAAAUCCUACUCGACCGCCGUCGACAUGUGGUCCGUCGGCUGCAUCUUCGCCGAACUCCUGCUCAAAGAACCGCUCUUCCAAGCGAAAGGCGAAAUCGAGCUCCUCUCCAUGAUCUUUAAACUCCUCGGCCCACCCACCACCAACUCCUGGCCAGAAUAUUCUUCAUUACCGCUCGCGAAGACGCUCACCCUCCCCUCCCCCCAACCGCACCAAUUCAGGCAGAAGUUUCAGUAUAUGACAGCGGCAGGGAUCGAUUUGCUCAUGUCGCUGUUGACGUAUGAUCCUGAGAGGAGGAUAACGGCGGAGGAGGCUCUGCAGCAUCCAUACUUCAGCGAGUCGCCAUUGCCCAAGCAUCCAGAUAUGUUCGGGUCCUUCCCAUCUGCGGCUGCUGGCGAAAAACGAAGAAAACCGUUCGAUAGUCCAUCGGCGCCCAUGAGAGCGGCGGAUUAUAAACUUAUGACGGACUUGGAUGGACCGGACGCAUGA
Messenger RNA from Stereum hirsutum FP-91666 SS1, 1284 nucleotides. RefSeq names its product Pkinase-domain-containing protein. Gene Ontology annotation, biological process: regulation of mitotic cell cycle; protein phosphorylation. The transcript is spliced from 5 exons. Gene Ontology annotation, cellular component: nucleus. The record is from RefSeq and is a predicted model, not a curated record. The coding region runs from base 1 to 1284 and encodes 427 amino acids. NCBI's taxonomy places the organism in Eukaryota, Fungi, Basidiomycota, Agaricomycetes, Russulales, Stereaceae. Gene Ontology annotation, molecular function: cyclin-dependent protein serine/threonine kinase activity; ATP binding.